CCUACUGGUACAUACUCCAACUAAAUCGGGGGGGGAAAUUGGAACUUAAUUUAUAAGUGUUUAUUUUCAGUGUAAAAUAAUGCUUAUGAAAAUUUUAAAACAAUUGAAGUGAUAAGGUUACCUAAAUUUGUCUUGCCGAAUUCUUUCUGUCAGUUUGAAUGUAUUUUUGGAUUUUAGUUGUGUGAAAUAAAUCGAAUCCAAUCGGUUUUCCUAUCCAGGUUUCUGUUUUUAAAGGUUUAUUUUUUUUAUAAUUUGAACAAUUAAAGUUUUAUUUACAUCUUCCAAGGCACAAUGGCGCAAUCUUCAGAGGAUUCAUUAUUCUCAUUUGAAGAAGAGCUCUUAUACUGCAUUGAAAAGUUACAAAAUACCUUGACUACUAAAAAAUUAGCACCCCAAGCAGAGAAAAAGUCUGUGCUGGCUUUGGCAACUUUGAUAAACAAGAAAGCACCUUUUGUAAAGAAACGUCAAGUAAUGCGAACAGCCUGUGGUGAUUAUAGGAAAGAAAUGAAAGAAGAUCUGAAGAAAUCUAAACAUGUGUUUUUCAGAUGCUGACUUUGCAGUGAACAGAGACGAUCGUGUGUCUAUUGGAGGUCUGAUAUUGUAUCUGGAUAAUGUGCGGUAAUAUGGAGGACUUGCAAGCAAAAAUGCGUAAGCCUUUCUACAAUGGAAUCGGAAUUCGUCGCCCUGUGUGA
Uloborus diversus is the source of this 692-nucleotide messenger RNA. RefSeq names its product UPF0488 protein C8orf33 homolog. The coding region runs from base 292 to 552 and encodes 86 amino acids. The transcript is spliced from 4 exons. The record is from RefSeq and is a predicted model, not a curated record. NCBI's taxonomy places the organism in Eukaryota, Metazoa, Arthropoda, Arachnida, Araneae, Uloboridae.